AAUCCACAUGAUCUUAUUCAUCAUCAAACACGACAAUUGAUGCGUGAAUUCUUUGAAACUAUAUCAAAUUGUUCACAUCUUUCAUAUUAUGCUAUAAUUCUUGAUCCUUUGAUUAAUGGAACUAUACCUGAAGAUGAUCCUGACAUGUUUUGGGGUUUUGUGGACACUACUGAUGAGAAACUCAUCAAACAUGAUGUGGAACAUAAAAAUAUGAACUCUACAAUAAUUCCACAUGCAAAGAAAGAUAGUGGUUUUGGUGGUUGGACUUAUUUUGAUAGUCGUGAUAAUCUUCAAUUUAGUCGUGAUCAUCAAUCUGAUUUAUCCCUCUCGGUUCAACAAGUUAAUAAUCGUACGAGCAGUCAGCCUCUUCAAAAAUCUUCGUUAAUAAUUGUCCCUGAUGGCUCUAUAGGAAGGCCUAUGAGUCAAUUAACUUUUGAUGAGUUACCCGAAAAGGCGAUCGCCAAUGAGUUGACUUACCAAGAAUUUCAGCUAUUUAAAAAAAUUUCUGGUAGAGAUUUGUUGAGACAUAUUUGGACACCACAAGGAAGCAUCCAACGUGGGAAUGGACGUGUUGCAAAGUCCAUUCAACACUUUAAUUUUAUUUCCAAUUGGGUCUCAACAAUGAUACUAUCACAAGAAAAAUUGAAAAAUCGAGCGGCCAUGCUCAAAAAGUUUAUGAAAAUUGCAGUGAUCGUACGUGAAUCAAAUAAUUACAAUACAUUAAUGGCCAUAAUCGCUGCAAUAAAUUCUUCUCCCAUUACGCGCCUUCGUAGAACACGUGAACUUUUAAAAGGCAAAUCUUAUUAUAAAAAGUUCCAUAAUUUGGAGGUUUUAAUGUCCACUGAUAAGUCGUUUGGAAAUUAUCGUUUGGCGUUGAAAGCUCCGUCACGUGGACACGACGAACAGAAAGGAAUACCUUAUUU
Racocetra persica is the source of this 923-nucleotide messenger RNA. The record is from the annotation of a GenBank genome assembly. Lineage: Eukaryota; Fungi; Glomeromycota; Glomeromycetes; Diversisporales; Gigasporaceae.